Penicillium cinerascens is the source of this 2076-nucleotide messenger RNA. RefSeq names its product putative trehalose synthase (Ccg-9) (gene ccg9). Gene Ontology annotation, molecular function: glycosyltransferase activity. NCBI's taxonomy places the organism in Eukaryota, Fungi, Ascomycota, Eurotiomycetes, Eurotiales, Aspergillaceae. The record is from RefSeq and is a predicted model, not a curated record. The coding region runs from base 1 to 2076 and encodes 691 amino acids. The transcript is spliced from 6 exons.
AUGACCAGCAACGGACAAGACUUCCAGCGCCGUGGCUCUGUCACCCGGCAGCGCCAGCUAUCGCAGCAAUUCCAAAACUACGCCUGGCUGGCACCUCCGUCAGAUAACGUCUACGCAGGUAUUUCGGCCUACUUCGACGACCACCAUGCCUCCGUCAUUGCCAUCUCCAUCCGCGACACUACGUACCUGCUCGAUUCUAUCGAGAAAGUAUUUGAGCAAGGAUCGAAACCAUCCGUCGAAGAAGCAACCGAAUUCAUCGUCUCUCGGCUUCGAGGAUAUGGAGAGAAACACCUGGAGAAAAUCAUCGGAGCGGCGAUGCCCACGUAUCUCGCGGACCAUUGCUCACGACUUUGUUCCCGCCUAUGGGCCGAGCUCGAUGUCAUCCCACUGGUGUCGCCCGAAUCCACCAAUUCGAUGGAUCGGUAUACCAGGCGGGGAUCGGAUCGGACCCAAGCGUGGAAUGCCAAAACAAUCGAUGAACAGGCCGAGGCCAUGUCGCGGAAAUGUGUUCGGCUGUUCGGACCGGAAAACAUUCCCUUGCUGCAAGUGGGCUUUAUGGGGCUCGUGGAGGUGGACACGGGCUUCCACGUUCGACUAGCGAAUGUUGAAGAUUUCCAAAAGACGGUGUCUCCCAAUACGUGGGAGGCAGUGCAAUACUAUGCUAAGGAUAUCAAGAAGCGGAAGGUCAAGAUUGCAUUCUUUAGUGCAACACCUCAAGGAGGAGGUGUUGCUCUGAUGCGGCAUGCCCUUGUGCGUUUCUCGCAUUCCCUGGAAACGGAUAUCAAAUGGUACGUCCCGAAGCCCAGACCGGGCGUCUUUCGGGUAACCAAGAACAAUCACAACAUCCUCCAAGGUGUUGCACCCCCGGAUGAACGCUUGAGCUCUGAAAAUAAGAAGUUAUUGAAGGACUGGAUCGGGGAGAAUGCGAGGCGCUACUGGUCUUGUCAUGGUGGUCCUCUAUGUUCACCUUCUGACGGAGGGGCAGAUGUGAUCAUUAUUGAUGAUCCUCAGAUGCCGGGUUUGAUUCCUAUAGCCAAGGAGCUCGCCCCAACCCGACCAGUUAUCUUCCGGAGUCACAUCCAGAUCCGAAGUGAUCUAGUUGACACGCCGGGCACUCCGCAGGCGGAUGCAUGGGAAUUUUUGUGGAAUCAGAUCAAACUUGCCGAUGUUUUUAUCAGCCAUCCAGUGAAAGCGUUUGUGCCCCAAGACGUGCCGACUGAAAUCUUGGGCUAUUUACCCGCCUCGACCGAUUGGCUGGAUGGGUUGAAUAAGGACAUGCGUGACUGGGAUGUGGCACACUACGGUCGCAUUUUCAAUGCUGCGUGCAGGAAUGCGGACAUGCCGACUAUCCAGUACCCAGACGAUCGGUACAUCGUGCAAAUCGCACGUUUCGACCCGGCUAAAGGGAUCUUCGAUGUGCUGGACUCGUACGAGAAGUUCCACAACCGGCUUACCCAUGACCGGCCAGAUCUCAGCCCACCGAAGCUCUUGAUCUGCGGACACGGCUCCGUAGACGACCCGGAUGGAGCGGUGAUUUAUGACCAAGUGAUCGAUCACAUCGAACGCAAGAUCUCCUACAUCCGUGAUUACAUCUGCGUUAUGCGUUUGAGGCCCUCGGAUCAAGUUUUGAACGCCGUUCUUUCCAAAGCCACAGUUGCACUGCAGCUUUCCACCCGUGAGGGAUUCGAGGUAAAAGUAUCAGAGGCGAUUCACAAGGGCAUCCCAGUCAUCGCCACGCGGGCUGGUGGCAUCCCACUUCAAGUCGAGAAUCUUAAAAACGGGUUCUUGGUGGAUGUCGGCGACACCGAUGCUGUGGCGCGGCAUUUGUACGAUUUGUGGACCGACGAAGCACUCUAUGACCGCAUGGCGGCGUAUGCGGUCAGCCACGUCUGCGAUGAGGUUAGUACGGUGGGUAGUGCGUUGUCUUGGUUGUAUCUGUCCUCGAAGCUCUCCAAAGGCGAGCCGGUGCAACCGCACGGCCGUUGGAUCGUUGAUAUGGCGUAUGAAGAAAGCGGUAUUGCCCCGGACAAAAUGCAUCGAAUGAAGCGAGCGGUGGAAGUGAACAAAAUGGGAUAG